Molecule: messenger RNA, 1580 nt
Organism: Hippoglossus stenolepis (Pacific halibut)
Lineage: Eukaryota; Metazoa; Chordata; Actinopteri; Pleuronectiformes; Pleuronectidae
Product: homeobox protein vent1
Exons: 3
Coding region: 762-1496 (244 amino acids)
Biological process (GO): cell differentiation; regulation of transcription by RNA polymerase II
Cellular component (GO): nucleus
Molecular function (GO): DNA-binding transcription factor activity, RNA polymerase II-specific; RNA polymerase II cis-regulatory region sequence-specific DNA binding
Source: RefSeq, a predicted model, not a curated record
UAUGAUCACAUCCACUGUAAUUGUGAUUAAAAGUAAUUAAUUCGCUAAGUUAUGGUUUACCAGAGGAUGCGAAGGACAGACAAAUGGCUGUUUUGUAAUGCCUCCAUUCAUUGUGCAUCCCUGUGCCAGACUGAUUUAUUUUCUCAAAAUUGUCCCAGACCUCAGAUACAAAGUGAUAAUCAUAUGAGAAAGGGGCCAAUAUGCCACAACCUAUCAGAGAAGUGAGCAGAGAGAAUAUUUAAGGACAAAUAUUUCCUCAGGAUCCAGAUGGAGCACAACACUUCAAAGCAUGAACUGUUCAUUAUUCAUCUCUUAAUCCAGCCCAUGUAACAAUAGUUGGAUCGAAUUACAACAUGUGAAAGAUAGUUUGAAAUAACGGAGCCAGGCCUAAUAAAUCUGGUCAUCCGGACUGUUUUCCUGUGUAAGCAGCAGCAUGUGAGUAUUCGCUCCGUGCAGCUGCAUACAGCUGUUUCUGCAGGCCCCCCCUCAGUUUCAGUGGGGCGGACAAAUGUAUGAGCUCAGGACUCUCACAGACUCGCCGGCGCCAGGACUUCACACACUCACAGGAUAUGUAAAGACUUCAAUAACGAGCCAUUAACCUCUAAUCAUCGGGAUCGAUCGGGCGUUAACAAGGGCCCCCCACACAUGCAAAUGACGCCGAGCGCAGGGCCCCUAUAAAAGCUGCCUGUGGACAGGAGCUGCUCACACACACUCCCUCUCACAUUAGGCGGACUCACAGGUCACUGAGCAGCACUGACAACAUGGUCAAAUACUUUUCCGUGGACUGGCUGGCCCAGAGCCACAGCAACACGGCGCCCACUGAGGAUACCGCGCUGACCUGCAGACCCCACAUCCCCUGCGUGGUGCAGCCGCGUCCCCCGACUUUUGGCAAAGGUUACCUGCAGCCGAAACCCAAACCCUCCAGACCCGUGGAACAUAUGGAGCCAGUGGAUAUCAACAGGCCUCUGCGCUCACCCGACCAUUCAUCAAACUGCUCCUCACCAAUUUCAGAAAUCAGCGGCUACUCGUCUGGGUAUGAGAGCGAAGCAGCUUCUUCAGAGUGUCUCUCCGUGGACGAGGGAAGCGAGGCGGAGAAAGACGGACCCCAGCGCCGGAUGCGCACAAAGUUCAGCCAGGAGCAGAUCAGCAAACUGGAAAAGAUCUUCAACAAGCACAAGUACCUGGACGCUGGAGAGAGAGUGAAGACUGCGCGGAAGCUGAACCUCACAGAAACUCAGGUGAGGACGUGGUUUCAGAACAGGAGGAUGAAGCUGAAGCGGGAGGUGCAGGACUUCCUCGCUCCCCAAGUGUCCCCGGUUAUGUUCCAGUCGCUGCCCCCGGCCCAGUACCACGGCCUGACCGGACAGCGUCCCCGCUACCCCCCUGCCGGCCCGGCCUUCUACCCGCUCCCUCGUCAGAUGGUCCUCCAGCAGCCGAUGCCCCAACACCCCCCUCCUCAUCAUCACCUCAUGAUCCACAAUCCCCAUUUCUACUGAGGACCCGAAAACUACUGAGACCUUUCCCACCUGAAACACUUAGAAUCAAAAAAGAGUGCAAUCCAGAGUUGUUUUUAUUUAAUG